This is a messenger RNA of Chara braunii, 1356 nucleotides long. The record is from the annotation of a GenBank genome assembly. Lineage: Eukaryota; Viridiplantae; Streptophyta; Charophyceae; Charales; Characeae.
UGUAGUCAGAGAAGGACUCAAUAAUCGAUAGGGGCCGUUGAUGCUGUGGAUCCAUCAGUGUGCAUCCAAACUUAGGCAACACUGUGGUGCACAUCCUAGCAUCUGCCAUCUGCUCGUGGACAUUGCGCUAUAAGGGUUAGAAUGUCAUCUAACUUUGCACUUGACAUAUUCUUCGUUCUUCAUGCUGGUCCGUGCAGAUGGUCAAGCAUCCGCUCAGCAUAACACCACGGUUGAGACACAUGGACGGAGAGCGGGUGAGGGAUCAUCACGCUCCGAUGUGCCGAUGUAUAUAGAUCAAGCAGAUUAUAUUUACCUCUAUGAUGAUUGCAGAUUGCAUGAGUACAUCGAAGAUUGUCAACAAUUUGAGUAUACCGUGCCGGUCGAGAUGCAUCAUAUGGAACAGCGUCGUCAUCAGUCGAAUGUUGUAGUGCGGUAUGGUGUAGUAGGUAAGGUUCCAAAUGAUCAUGCCUUAAGGGAAGCAUUUGGUAGGUUUCUUACGGACAACGAAGGACUUCGUUGGACUCGGGAUGAGUUGUUGGAUAUGUUGAAGAAGAAGGAGGAAGAACUGAAUGCUGUUAAGAGUGCGUUGGCGAGCAUUGAGCUCAACGCAAAGUCAGUCAUCGAAAGAUUCCUUCAAAAGGAACGAAACAAUGAGGUAAGAGAUUCCUCUGUGCCCGAUAGUGUGCAUGGCAAACAGGAGGCAAAACUUGACAUGGACAUGGAGAUGGGGAUUCGUUCUCGAAUGCGGUCUAAGAUUCGAGAUGAUUUGAUUGAUGAGAUUGCUAAGCUUAGCACCCAAGUUUAUCCCUAUCUGCUGGAAGAGUGUGAUGGUUUGCGUCGGCGACUCGAAAAGGCGGAAUGUGCAUUGAGGAGAUUGGUGUCAUGUCGUGGCCUCGCAGUGGCAGAUCCAUCUUCUAAAAAUUCAGUCUUCGAGUUUUCAUUAGAUGAAACUCUGGAGGCUCUUCCGAAAAGACAUCUGAUUGCGAUGUUACAUUCACUUCGAACUGUUGGUUUUGAGCUGGCGCAUAGAAAUGCAAUGUGGGAGGUGCAAAAUGCCAUGAAGUUUCCUAUGAGCGACAACCAGAUGAGGGCAACGGUAAUUAAUCUUGGCUAAUUGUAUAAGGAGGCACGCGAAGAGUUGAUGGAUGCUGUGUUUGUGGACAAAUUCGGUGACCAGUGGGAUUACCACUCCAAGUUUUAUUGGGCUCAGCGUCAUAAUGAGCAGGUGUACCAGCUUAGGAAAUUGCUUGCCGACGUCGUGCUAGCUCAUUCACCAAAACAAUUUAUGGAGGAGUUGAGCAAUGUGAAGAAAGAGUUGAAUGUUCUUGCAAGCAUGAAUAAAGAACAUGAAAAAAG